AUGACCGAGUUUCACAUGGUGCUUUUGGGAGGCUGGGCUGUGUUCGGGCUGCUGCUGCAGCUGAACUUCAGGAAAUUGUGUCAGCUGGAUCUGGGUCAGUGUUGCUGUGCGGUCACAGCAGUAAAGAGGUGCCCUGAUGUGUUUGUAUCAGUGCAGUGUCCAUUGAGCUGGGGUUCACUCGGGAUAGUGUGCAGGUAUUUUAACUUAGGGAUCCUGCCCCGCGCUGGUUGUAGGCUGCUCUCAGGGAAGGUCAGGGAUGCGCCGUUGCUCACUGUGGGUGUUUCUCUUUCAGAGGAGAAUGAGAAGCAUGAGAAGCUCUGCGUGGAGAGGGAGCAGGAGCAGAAGAAGGCGGGCAAGGCCAGCGUGCCCCGGGCCAACAGCGCCCUGUCCCCAGAGGCGCCCGCCGACGACAUGAAACCCAUCGAGCUCAAGAAGAGAAUUGGAGGGGUUGGGACCAGGGAAGUACAUAAUAAAUUGGAGAAGAACAGACGUGCUCAUUUGAAAGAGUGCUUUGAGACAUUAAAGCGCAACAUCCCCAACGUGGAUGACAAGAAGACCUCAAACCUCAGCGUCCUCAGGAGUGCCUUGCGAUACAUCCAGACUUUAAAGAGGAAGGAAAAAGAAUACGAACACGAGAUGGAGCGGCUGGCGAGGGAGAAGAUCGCUACGCAGCAGCGGCUGGCAGAACUGAAGAACGAGCUGAGCCAGUGGAUGGAUGUCUUGGAGAUUGACAGAAUCAUUCGGCAGACAGUUCAGCCAGAGGAUGACCAGGCAUCUACCUCGACAGCAUCAGAGGGUGAAGACAACAUGGAUGAAGAUAUGGAGGAUGACAGGCCAGUGAACUCGUUACCAAAACUCACCCAGCGCCAGCACCCGGAGCUGCUGAAAGCCGUCCCCCCCAGUGCCGCUCCCCCCCUGCCCGCGGUCCUGCCCCCGCACGUGUCCAUCCAGCAGAAGCCCCACGCCCAGCCCUCCCUGCAGCCGCAGGCACUGGUGCCGCCGCAGGCCAUCGUCCCCGCACAGACUCACAUCGUGGCGGCCUCGACCGUGCAAUCGACUGUUAUCGCCCACACGGCCACCACCCACGCCUCGGUCAUCCAGACUGUCAACCACGUCAUUCAGGGGCCACAGACCAAGCACAUUGCUCACAUUGCACCUUCCACGUCCAGCCCCGUGCAACUCACCACUGCUGCUCAGCCCAUCGGCCACAUCACUGUGCACCCGGCCACCAUCAACCACAUGGCCCACCUGGGCCCGCAGCUGCCCAUCUACCCCCAGCCCGUGGCCGUCAGCCAGCCCGUGGUGAGCCACAUCGCUCACACCAUCUCGCACCAGCAAGUGAACGGCACGGCGGGCCUGGGCCAGCCGGCCGUGAUGGCCAAGCCGGCCGUGGGAACCCAGGUCAUGCAUCACCCGCAGCUGGUGGGCCAGACGGUCCUAAACCCCGUGACUAUGGUGACCAUGCCGUCGUUCCCGGUGAGCACGCUGAAGCUGGCCUAGAGGGGACGCUCCACGGCGAGCUCUUGUUGGGAACCUUUCCUAAGGAAACUCCGUACAUUCCAACCACGCCCGGCCCGCGGGAGGAGGCGCGGAACGCCCAGGGCGGCGGGGCCGGGUUGUGCGGGUGCCCGGGCUGUCCCCGGUGCCCAGCCUGUCCCUGUGC
Molecule: messenger RNA, 1663 nt
Organism: Zonotrichia albicollis (white-throated sparrow)
Lineage: Eukaryota; Metazoa; Chordata; Aves; Passeriformes; Passerellidae
Source: RefSeq, a predicted model, not a curated record